CUGCCUCUGCUCCCUGCUCCUCCCCGUUGGUUUCCGCGCGAAAAAAUCUCGGGCCCCUGGUGCUAUUGGCUGUUGCCGCUGCUAUUGCUGGUGCUGCUGCUGUUACCACGUCUCGUGCGGCUUGGGAGAAGAUGCCGGCCCGGACCGCCCCUGCCCGAGUGCCCGCGUUGGCCACCCCGGCCAUCUCACUCCCCGAGGAUGUCCGUAGGCGGCUCAAAGACUUGGAAAGAGACAGCCUAACAGAAAAGGAGUGCGUGAAGGAGAAAUUGAAUCUCUUGCACGAAUUUCUGCAAACCGAAAUAAAGAAUCAGUUGUGUGAUUUGGAAACCAAAUUGCAUAAGGAAGAAUUAUCUGAGGAGGGCUACCUGGCUAAAGUCAAAUCCCUUUUAAAUAAGGAUUUGUCCUUGGAGAACGGUGCUCACACAUUCAGUCGACAAACGAAUGGCUAUCUAGAAAAUCGGAAUCGAGAAGGCCUGAGAGUGGGAAUGGCAGAGCCAAAUACACCUCCAACUCCCACUUCUAAACUUCGGACACCUCGUAGAAGCAAGGCUGACUUGGAGAAUAAACCAGAAACUCCAUCCAGCUCCAUGGUUACAAGGAGGACUACCAGGCAGACGACCAUCAUGUCUCAUUUCACAAAAGGCCCCACUAAGCGGAAACCCUUGGAGGAAUCUGAAAGUCUGAGAUCAGAGGAGUCAGAAGAAGAGCAACACGAUCAGGAGGAGAAGAGGCGUAGAGUUACAGCCAUGGAAUCUGGCGCGGAGAUUCCUGUAGCAGAAGCGGAGAGUGCUUCGCCAGGAGCCCUCGGGGACCCGGUCAGCAUCAAAGUGGAGGAGAGCCUCACAAGUCCUGACCAACAACUAACGCCUAAAUUGGAGGAGCCAGACAGAGAUGCGAGCCCAGGAGCAGCUGCACAAAUAGACGAAGAUGAGAAGUGUAUAAAGGAUGAAAAGAGGCCUAGGAGUCUACUCAGGGACAUAACUCCCAGACGGAAAAUGAGACCCGAAAAGCGAUCCACUCCAACCACUCCUGCCUCAAGAGCCACAUGUGACAGGGAUGAGAAAAGAAGCAAAACCAAAGAAAUAUGUGAGAAAGACAUCGGGAGCAAAGCAAUGCUGAGCCACAAGCCACAGGAGCCCAGGUGUUCUGAGUGUGGGCAGUACCUGGACGAUGCAGACCUCAAGUAUGAGCAGCACCCCCAUGAUGCUGUGGAGGAGCCGCAGAUGUUGACCAGUGAGAAGCUCUCCAUCUUUGAUGAUACCACUGAAACUGGCUUCGAGAGCUAUGAGGCUUUACCCCAGCACAAGCUGACUUGUUUCAGUGUGUAUUGCAAGCGUGGCCACCUGUGCCCCAUCGACAAUGGCCUGAUCGAGAAGAACGUGGAACUCUUUUUUUCUGGUUCAGCCAAGGCAAUCUAUGAGGACAACCCAUCUCCUGAAGGCGGUGUGAAUGGCAAACAUCUGGGCCCCAUCAACGAGUGGUGGAUCACGGGUUUCGAUGGCGGGGAGAAUGUGCUCAUGGGCUUCAGUACCGCGUUUGCUGAAUACAUCCUCAUGGAGCCCAGCCCUGAGUACGCCCCGAUAUUUGGGCAGAUGAGGGAAAAAGUGUACAUCAGCAAGAUCGUGGUGGAAUUCCUCCUGGGAAACCCGGACGCCAUGUAUGAAGACCUCAUCAAUAAGAUUGAGACCACAGUGCCGCCGCCUAACCUGAACCUGAACCACUUCACGGAGGACUCACUCCUCCGCCACGCACAGUUCGUGGUGGGACAGCUGGAGAGCUACGAUCGGGCCAAGGACACGGAUGAGGAGCCCAUCUACCUGAGCCCCUGCAUGCGGGCGCUCAUCAAACUGUGUGGCGUGACGCUGGGACAGAGGCGAGCUGUGAGCAGCCGUUCCUCAAGAACCCCUGUCAAGGACAAGGACAAGGGCCCCACAAAGGCCACCACCACCAAGCUGGUCUACCAGAUCUUCGACACCUUCUUUGCGGAACAGAUCGAAAAGGACGAGAAGGCUGACAGGGAGGACAAGGAGAAUAAUUCCAAACGCCGCCGCUGUGGUGUCUGUGAGGUUUGCCAGCAACCUGAGUGUGGCAAGUGCAGGGCGUGCAAGGACAUGGUGAAGUUUGGCGGGAGUGGGCGGAGCAAGCAGGCGUGUGUGCAGCGCAGGUGUCCCAACCUGGCCAUGAAGGAGGCCGAAGAAGAUGAGGAGGUGGAUGACAACAUCCCGGAAAUGCCAUCUCCCAAGAAGAUGCACCAGGCAAAGAAAAAGAAGCAGAACAAGGCGCGGAUCUCCUGGGUUGGGCCGGCCAUCAAGGUUGAAGGGAAGAAGACUUUCUACCAAAAGGUGUGCAUCGACGAGGAGACCCUGGAGGUGGGCGACUGUGUCUCCGUCAUCCCUGAUGAUUCCUCCAAGCCUCUCUACCUCGCGAGGGUCGCAGCGCUGUGGGAAGAUGGCAGUGGGAAGAUGUUCCACGCGCACUGGUUCUGUGCUGGCUCGGACACAGUGCUGGGCGCCACGUCAGACCCGUGGGAGCUGUUCCUGGUGGACGAGUGCGAGGACAUGCAGCUGUCCUACGUCCACAGCAAGGUCACCGUCCUCUACAAGGCGCCCUCGCCCAACUGGGCCAUGGAGGGAGGCCUGGAGCCCGAGGACAUGUUGCUGGGUGAAGCCAGCGAUGGCAAGACCUACUUCUACCAGCUGUGGUACGAUCAGGACUACGCCAGGUUCGAGUCCCCACCCAAGAUGCAGCCCACCGAGGACAACAAGCACAAGUUCUGCGUGAGCUGUGCCCGGAUGGCGGAGAUGCGACAGAAGGAGAUUCCCCGGGUUCUGGAGCAGGUGGACGAAGUGGACAACCGAAUCUUCUACAGCUCAGCCACCAAGAAUAGUGUUGUGUACCGCGUGGGUGACGGUGUGUACCUGCCCCCAGAGGCCUUCACGUUCAACAUCAAGCUGUCCAGCCCCGUGAAGCGGCCAAAGAAGGAGCCGGUGGAUGAGCUCCUGUACCCUGAGCACUACCGGAAGUACUCGGACUACAUUAAAGGCAGCAACCUGGAUGCGCCCGAGCCCUACCGCAUUGGCCGUAUUAAGGAGAUCUUCUGCGCCAAGAAGAGCAAUGGCAAACCCAAUGAGGCGGACAUCAAGAUCCGCGUGAACAAGUUCUACAGGCCGGAGAACACACACAAAUCCACGCCGGCCAGCUACCAUGCAGACAUCAACCUGUUGUACUGGAGCGACGAGGAGGCGGUGGUGGACUUCCAGGCAGCGCAGGGCCGCUGCUCCGUGGAGUACGGGGAGGACCUGCCCGAGUGUGUGCAGGACUACUCGGCCCGCGGGCCAGACCGCUUCUACUUCCUUGAGGCCUACAAUGCCAAGAGCAAAAGCUUCGAAGACCCCCCAAACCAUGCCCGCAGCCCUGGGAAUAAAGGGAAAGGCAAAGGCAAAGGGAGAAGCAAAGCCAAGUCACCAGCCCCGGAGCCCAGUGAGCAGGAGGCCAUGGCCAAGCUGCCCAAACUGCGCACGCUUGAUGUGUUUUCGGGCUGCGGAGGCUUAUCCGAGGGAUUCCACCAGGCCGGCAUCUCGGAGACGCUGUGGGCCAUCGAGAUGUGGGAGCCCGCGGCGCAGGCAUUCCGCCUCAACAACCCCGCAUCCACCGUGUUCACUGAGGACUGCAACGUGCUGCUCAAGCUGGUCAUGGCCGGCGAGGUGGCCAACUCUCUGGGCCAGCGGCUGCCCCAGAAGGGCGACGUGGAGAUGCUGUGCGGCGGGCCGCCCUGCCAGGGCUUCAGCGGCAUGAACCGCUUCAACUCCCGCACCUACUCUAAGUUCAAGAACUCCCUGGUAGUCUCCUUCCUCAGCUACUGUGACUACUACCGUCCCCGCUUCUUCCUCCUGGAGAACGUGCGCAACUUCGUGUCCUUCAAACGGUCCAUGGUGCUGAAGCUCACACUGCGCUGCCUGGUCCGCAUGGGCUACCAGUGCACUUUCGGGGUGCUGCAGGCUGGGCAGUAUGGUGUGGCCCAGACACGCAGGCGUGCCAUCAUCCUGGCCGCCGCCCCGGGGGAGCAGCUGCCCCUGUUCCCUGAGCCCCUGCAUGUGUUCGCGCCUCGGGCCUGCCAGCUGAGCGUCGUGGUGGACGACAAGAAGUUUGUCAGCAACAUCACACGGUUGAGCUCAGGCCCCUUCCGGACCAUCACCGUGCGGGACACCAUGUCCGACCUCCCCGAGAUCCAGAAUGGCGCCUCGGCCUCCGAGAUCUCCUACAACGGGGAGCCGCAGUCAUGGUUCCAGCGGCAGCUCCGGGGCUCCCACUACCAGCCCAUCCUCAGAGACCACAUCUGCAAGGACAUGAGCCCGCUGGUGGCCGCACGCAUGCGCCACAUCCCGCUGGCACCCGGCUCCGACUGGCGGGACCUGCCCAACAUCGAGGUGCGGCUGUCGGACAACACGGUGACCAAUAAGCUGUACUACAACUACCACGACCGCAAGCACGGCCGCAGCCGCUCGGGCGCCCUGCGGGGCGUGUGCUCCUGCGUGAAGGCCGGCACCGCCUGCGACCCCCUGGCCCGGCAGUUCAACACACUCAUCCCUUGGUGCCUGCCGCACACCGGGAACCGCCACAACCACUGGGCCGGCCUGUACGGGCGCCUGGAGUGGGAUGGCUUCUUCAGCACCACCGUCACCAACCCCGAGCCCAUGGGCAAGCAGGGCCGCGUGCUGCACCCGGAGCAGCACCGCGUGGUGAGCGUGCGGGAGUGCGCCCGCUCCCAGGGCUUCCCCGACACCUACCGGCUGUUCGGCAACAUCCUGGACCGGCACCGGCAGGUGGGUAACGCCGUGCCGCCGCCCCUGGCCAAAGCCAUCGGCCUGGAGAUCAAGCAGUGCAUGCUGGCCAAGGCCCAGGAGAGCGCAUCAGUGGAAGUGAAAGAGGAUGAGAAGGCCACCAAGGGCUAGCCCGCCCGUCGUCGCUGACCCUGUCCUGUCACCAGGAGCCCCCACACGCCGGUGUUGGUGUUGUAUUUUUGACAUGUUUGUGUCAGUUAAAAAUGCGUUUCAUACGGUGGCGUGGGCGGCCUUGGCUGAAUUGAGCUCUUCCUGUGACAUUUUCUUUUGCUUCUCCACGACUUAGCAACGCAGCGAUCACUGUCUCAAUUUAAAAAAAAAAAAGUUUUUUAUGAUGGCAUUAUAUCAAAUUAACCACUUUCCAGGUGGAAAUCAAGACUUUAUGUAGUUUUUGUAUGUUGUAUUUCUUCAAAUAAAUCUAUAAAGCAACGCAA
Perognathus longimembris pacificus (Pacific pocket mouse) is the source of this 5275-nucleotide messenger RNA. It is a transcript of the gene Dnmt1, whose product is annotated as DNA methyltransferase 1. Lineage: Eukaryota; Metazoa; Chordata; Mammalia; Rodentia; Heteromyidae. The record is from RefSeq and is a predicted model, not a curated record. Gene Ontology annotation, molecular function: zinc ion binding; chromatin binding; DNA (cytosine-5-)-methyltransferase activity. Gene Ontology annotation, cellular component: nucleus. Bases 132 to 4952 code for a protein of 1606 amino acids. The transcript has 40 exons.